Messenger RNA from Anopheles cruzii, 765 nucleotides. RefSeq names its product barH-like 2 homeobox protein. Gene Ontology annotation, molecular function: DNA binding; DNA-binding transcription factor activity, RNA polymerase II-specific. The transcript is spliced from 4 exons. Lineage: Eukaryota; Metazoa; Arthropoda; Insecta; Diptera; Culicidae. Gene Ontology annotation, biological process: regulation of DNA-templated transcription. The coding region runs from base 1 to 765 and encodes 254 amino acids. The record is from RefSeq and is a predicted model, not a curated record.
AUGGAUUCCAGCAAAUCGUUUCUCAUACGGGACAUACUGGGCGACUUGAUCAACGGCCGCGAUACUGACCCCACGAUUCGCCUUAUUACGUCCGAAUCGGAGGAUGAAGAAAACAGUGACAUCGAUAUCGAAGAUCGAUCCUCGCCGGACUCGAGCGUAAUGAGAGCGUACCAACCUUUCAUGGACGACCCCGGCAUCGAUGUUCCGCCCGAAACGUUGCACGAAUCAAUCCGACAGGUGUGCAGCGCGAGUAAUUUAUUAGGUCCCGCCACUUCAAACCUCCACACAGGAUUAAUCAUCAAAAACGGUCGCAAACCCAGGCGCCGCCGGACGGCCUUCACACAUGCCCAGCUGGCGUAUUUGGAGCGGAAAUUUAGGUGUCAGAAGUAUUUGUCGGUGGCAGACCGUAGCGAUGUGGCCGAUGCGUUGAAUCUGUCCGAAACACAGGUAAAAACAUGGUAUCAGAAUCGUCGGACCAAAUGGAAGCGCCAAAAUCAGCUCCGCCUCGAGCAGCUCCGGCACCAGGCGUCGCUGGAAAAGGACAUCAUCAAUGCCGCGACCGGUGCCGGCAUCCAGACCCACCAGCACCAGCAACAGUCCGACGCUGGCGUGGGGAGCGCCACGCUGCAGUGCUGCCCGCCCCAGUCGGCCCUGUCCGUCUCGUCGGCGUUCGUCGCCUCAAAUCCGUGCAACUUCCUGACGUCCGCGGCCGCAGCAGCGGCCAUCUUUCGCAACGUGAGCUACGCCCACGGCUGUCCCAUGUAG